CGCCGCAGGCGGGCCUCUCAAAUCUCCCUCUACCGUAGUCUCCAGCUUCCCGCCGCCGCCUCCUCCAAACGGUAACAACAAUGGCUAUCAAGGGAAGACUAUGGCCGGAAUGGCAGUAGCCGGAUUUGCAAUCAUAGCCGUAGUUGCCGUCUUGUUCUUUGUCAGAAGAAAGAAAAAGAGAAACGUUGAUGCUUACAGUGAUUCACAAUACUUGCCUCCUUCAAACUUCUCCAUCAAUACAGAUGGUGGUUUAUUACACGGACAGAACACAACAAAGGGAUACUCUGUUCCUGGUGGUUAUUACAAUACACAACAACAACACUCCGACAACACAAGAACCAGCUUCGGUAGCCAAAGAGGUAGCCAAAGAGGGAGCCAGAGAGGUUACGCACCUGAUUCAGCCGUGAUGGGAAGUGGUCAGACGCAUUUCACUUACGAAGAGCUGAUGGACAUAACCGAAGGAUUCGCUCAGCGGAACAUACUCGGUGAAGGUGGGUUUGGUUGCGUCUACAAAGGUAAACUGCACGACGGGAAACUAGUUGCCGUGAAGCAGCUUAAGGUUGGAAGUGGACAGGGUGACCGUGAGUUCAAAGCAGAGGUUGAGAUCAUCAGCCGUGUUCACCAUCGUCAUUUGGUUUCUCUGGUUGGUUACUGCAUUUCGGAUGUUGAGAGGUUGCUUAUCUAUGAGUAUGUUCCUAACCAGACCUUGGAGCAUCAUUUGCAUGGGAAGGGAAGGCCAGUUCUAGAAUGGGCUAAGAGAGUCCGAAUUGCUAUAGGUUCUGCCAAAGGAUUGGCCUAUUUGCAUGAAGACUGUCACCCAAAAAUCAUUCACAGGGACAUUAAGUCUGCAAACAUCCUGCUGGAUGAUGACUUUGAAGCUCAGGUUGCUGACUUUGGACUUGCCAAACUCAAUGAUUCAACACAAACCCAUGUAUCAACUCGCGUCAUGGGAACAUUUGGGUACUUGGCACCAGAAUACGCACAAAGUGGGAAACUGACAGAUAGAUCAGAUGUUUUCUCAUUUGGGGUUGUUCUCUUAGAGCUUGUAACUGGACGCAAACCAGUCGACCAGUACCAGCCUCUAGGAGAAGAGAGUUUGGUCGAAUGGGCUCGUCCACUGCUUCACCAAGCCAUUGAGACUGGCGAUUUCAGCGAUUUGGUUGAUAGACGGCUCCAAAACCAUUACGUUGAGAAUGAAGUUUUUAGAAUGAUUGAAACGGCUGCUGCAUGUAUAAGGCAUUCCGGUCCUAAACGUCCACGCAUGGCUCAGGUUGUGAGAGCACUGGACAGUGAAGGAGACAUGGGAGACAUCAGCAACGGAAGCAAAGUGGGACAAACCAGUUCUAAUGACUCUGGUCAGUAUAACUCAGACACCAUGAAGUUCAGGAAAAUGGCGUUUGGUUUUGAUGACAGCUCAGAUUCAGGAGACUACUCUGUCCAAAGCUCCGGGAGAGGAUCCUGUGGAGCUUCUACUGAGUUCACAAGGAACGAAUCAGCGAACCAAAACUUCAAUAACAGGCGGUUCUGAUUCAAACAUAGGUGAAGUUAUUAUAACUCUUCACUCAUGCUUGAGCUCUAUGUACACAUCACUAAUGCUCUUUGUAUUUUUGUGUGUGAGGUACAUUUUCUUGCUUAGCUUCCUUUUGGGCUUGCUACAUAAUGGCCAUUUGCCUAAAAAAACUUAUUAUAGAUUAGAACAAGAAAAAGCAAAAAAUAAAAAAUAAAGAAAGAAAAAGAACU
Molecule: messenger RNA, 1740 nt
Organism: Raphanus sativus (radish)
Lineage: Eukaryota; Viridiplantae; Streptophyta; Magnoliopsida; Brassicales; Brassicaceae
Product: proline-rich receptor-like protein kinase PERK13
Exons: 8
Coding region: 101-1528 (475 amino acids)
Biological process (GO): protein phosphorylation
Molecular function (GO): protein kinase activity; ATP binding
Source: RefSeq, a predicted model, not a curated record